This is a messenger RNA of Penicillium verhagenii, 1095 nucleotides long. RefSeq names its product zinc-dependent alcohol dehydrogenase. Bases 1 to 1095 code for a protein of 364 amino acids. Gene Ontology annotation, molecular function: oxidoreductase activity. The record is from RefSeq and is a predicted model, not a curated record. The transcript has a single exon. Lineage: Eukaryota; Fungi; Ascomycota; Eurotiomycetes; Eurotiales; Aspergillaceae.
AUGUCAGACAAAAUACCCGAAACGAUGAAAGCCGCGGUCGUAAAGGACUUCAAAAAAGGCUAUGAAGUCCGUGACGUCGCAGUCCCUAGUGACCUAGGACCAAAUGAUAUUCUCGUGAAGAUCGGUGCCGCAGGCUACUGCCACACCGAUCUGCAAGUCAUGGAAGGUGUCUACGAGUCAAGCGGUGCCAAGCCAGGACUUAUCGGCUCCCAUGAACCCGCUGGAGCAGUGGUAAAAGUCGGAUCAGAUGCAGGCAAAUUUAACAUCCACGUCGGCGACCGAGUUGGGUCCAUCAACACGUACGGGUUCUGCGGCACCUGCAACGCCUGCAAGAAGCAAGGUCAACAGCUCUGCGAGAAGCUCGUUGGCAUGCUCGGCCUCACGAUCAACGGUGGCUUUUCAGAAUACAUGAAAGCCGACGCCCGUGUUGUUUCCAAGAUCCCUGAGUCCAUCUCCUUUGACGAAGCUGCACCUCUUUUCUGCGCGGGCGCCACUGUUUAUGGAGCACUUUUGGCUUCGGGCGUUAAGAAAGACGAUUGGCUCGCGAUGAUUGGUAUUGGUGGACUGGGACACCUGGGUGUCCAAUAUGCCAAAACGAUGGGUGCAAAGGUCAUCGCAAUUGAUAACCGUAAAGAGGGAAUCGAGACAGCUCUCAAUGUACCAUCGCACCUCAAGCCAGAUAAGACGUUUGUUGUCGACUCCUCUGACGCCGAGCAAAACGUGAUCAAGGAGCUUCAGUCCUCGUUCUACGAUACCAACCCUGGAGUUGAUCGCGUCGUCAUCAACACCGAAGCACGGGGACUGAUCAAAUUCUCUCAGCAGUUCCUUCGUAAGGGAGGAACGUUGGUCGAUGUCGGUUUGCCGUCGGACCAGCUUUUGGAGGUUGAUCCGUUUGCGCUCAGCUUCAAGGAACAGACUAUCAAGGGACGGCUGAUCUGUACACCCGAGCAAAGUCAGAAUAUGAUUGAUCUGCAUGCGAAAAAUGGAUGCAAGACACAUAUUGAGAAGACGUAUUCUGUUGAUCAGAUCAAUGAAAUGUUUGAGCAUUAUCAGAGAAAGGAUUUACGGGGACGGUUAUGUAUGGUAUUUCAAUGA